AAGCGAACGAUCAGCAGCGAUUCGACGAUCCGACCCCUCUUUCUCGAUUACCCCCAACAGAUCGUCGGUGUAAAGAUCUAAACCAUAGUAAACGCGUUUCAUAAGAGUUCGCCUAUUGACCUUGAGCUCCUCUGCUACCGUUCCGCAUUUCGAUCUGUGGCAAAGACAAAAUCACGAACCAGAGGCCCUGGUGACGCACGUGAAUGACGACGACUAAGAGCAAUACGAUCGAUUAAAACAAUUCGAAAUUUGGAGAUUAUUAAACAAUCGACGGCCUACAAUGUUUUCGUCAGUCGUAAGGAGAGUUGUUCGACGUUCCUUUUCUACGUCAAAAUGGAGUGCCGCACAGCAGAUGACUGUGCGAGAUGCCUUGAACUCCGCCCUGGAUGAAGAAAUGGAAAGAGACGAAAAGGUGUUUUUACUCGGAGAAGAGGUGGCUUUGUACGACGGAGCGUACAAAGUUUCUAGGGGCCUCUGGAAAAAAUAUGGGGACAAACGUGUCAUUGAUACCCCUAUCACUGAAGCAGGAUUUGCUGGUAUAGCUGUUGGGGCUGCUAUGGCUGGUUUACGUCCUAUAUGCGAAUUUAUGACGUUUAAUUUCUCUAUGCAAGCUAUCGAUCAGAUUAUCAAUUCUGCUGCCAAAACCUUCUAUAUGUCUGCUGGUAGGGUAAAUGUACCAGUUGUCUUUCGUGGGCCAAACGGAGCUGCUGCAGGUGUAGCAGCUCAGCAUUCUCAAUGCUUCGGUGCCUGGUACAGUCACUGUCCUGGUUUAAAAGUAGUAUCACCCUACAACAGCGAAGAUGCGAAAGGCUUGUUGAAAGCUGCUAUUCGAGAUCCCGAUCCAGUUGUCGUAUUAGAAAAUGAAAUAUUAUACGGUAUUCAAUAUCCUAUGUCAGACGAAGCUUUAUCGAAAGAAUUUCUUGUGCCAAUUGGUAAAGCGAAGAUUGAACGCGUUGGCAAGCACGUUACGUUAGUAGCACAUUCCAAGGCAGUCGAGCAAGCUCUCGAAGCAGCGAAUGAACUUGCGGGAAAAGGAAUAGAGGCGGAAGUGAUAAAUCUUAGAUCUUUGAGACCACUAGACAUAGACACCAUUGUACAAUCAGUAGUGAAAACGAAUCAUGUUUUGACUGUGGAACAAGGUUGGCCACAAUGUGGCAUCGGAGCGGAGAUUAGCGCCAGAAUUUCUGAAAGCGAAGCGUUCUACCAUCUCGAUGCGCCGGUCGUUCGUAUCACAGGUGUUGAUACACCUAUGCCGUAUGCCAAAACGCUGGAAAUUGCAUCUUUACCGCAAAUGAAGGACAUAGUAUACGCGGUAAAUAAAGUACUAGGUUUGGUAGAGUAAUUAUUUUGUACAGAUCUUUAGGUAAAAUUACAAUUUCCCAUCUACCGCUCCCUCAACUUUCUCACGAUCCUCGAUCCCUGUCCCUAUAUGACCUUCC
Molecule: messenger RNA, 1439 nt
Organism: Habropoda laboriosa
Lineage: Eukaryota; Metazoa; Arthropoda; Insecta; Hymenoptera; Apidae
Gene: Pdhb
Product: pyruvate dehydrogenase E1 component subunit beta, mitochondrial
Exons: 5
Coding region: 281-1342 (353 amino acids)
Biological process (GO): pyruvate decarboxylation to acetyl-CoA
Molecular function (GO): pyruvate dehydrogenase (acetyl-transferring) activity
Source: RefSeq, a predicted model, not a curated record